This is a messenger RNA of Pimephales promelas (fathead minnow), 3437 nucleotides long. RefSeq names its product MAPK activated protein kinase 2a (gene mapkapk2a). Gene Ontology annotation, biological process: protein phosphorylation. Gene Ontology annotation, molecular function: protein kinase activity; ATP binding. The record is from RefSeq and is a predicted model, not a curated record. NCBI's taxonomy places the organism in Eukaryota, Metazoa, Chordata, Actinopteri, Cypriniformes, Leuciscidae.
CAGAGCAGCAAGACGCUGGCCGAAAGUCGCGAAAGGCCAGUGCGCUUGUCGCAGAGGACUAGUGUUAGAGCGCAUGUUAUUGCCGACUUUUUAACUCUACAUUUGUGUUUUUAAUUCAUUCGGCGACUCUUUAAAGUGGACUGUGACAUUUUUAAGUCUUUUAACCUUGAAGUGAGUUUAUGUAAGUCGCCUCUUAACUCUUUAAGCCCUGAAUUGGUGGGUUGACCCUCGACAUGGAUAUUAGCUAGCUUAGCUAACGUUAGUCACCAAGAAACCGAAAUAACUGCUCGAGAGGGGGUUUGUGUCACAGUUUUAUUGCUUUUAAACAUAGUGUAUGUUCCUGGAGUCGAGCUCUCUGAGGCAAAUCUUCGCCUUGGGUGUUGCCAAAAAAGGACUGAAGUUCGGGAGAAGUAGCUAACGUUAGUUGUUUAAGUAAAGGAAGAAAAGAGGUGGGAAAUGUUGACUAACGCCAACAGUCCGCCGAAGUUUCCAAACCAGCAACAGCAGCAACAACAGAAUCCUGCCCAAUUCAUGUUGGGUAAAGCCUCACUUCAGAUCAAGAAAAAUGCCAUAAUCGACGACUACAAGGUCACAAGUCAGGUCCUGGGACUAGGCAUCAAUGGCAGGGUUCUGGAGAUCUUUCACAAGAGGAGUGGGGAAAAGUAUGCUUUAAAGAUGCUUCAUGACUGUCCCAAAGCUAGACGAGAGGUGGAGAUGCACUGGCGGGCUUCCUCCUGUACCCAUAUUGUCAGAAUUGUUGACGUCUAUGAGAAUCUCUAUCAAAACAGGAAGUGCCUUCUUAUUGUAAUGGAGUGCAUGGAUGGGGGUGAGCUGUUCAGUCGGAUUCAGGACAGAGGGGACCAGGCAUUCACUGAGAGAGAGGCUUCUGAUAUCAUGAAGAGUAUAGGAGAGGCCAUUCAGUAUUUACAUGCGAUAAACAUUGCACACCGAGAUGUCAAGCCAGAGAACCUCUUAUAUACCUCUAAAAGGCCCAAUGCCCUUCUCAAACUGACAGACUUUGGGUUUGCAAAGGAGACGACCACACACAACUCUCUGGCGACCCCUUGCUAUACUCCUUAUUAUGUUGCCCCAGAGGUUCUCGGUCCAGAAAAGUAUGACAAGUCCUGUGACAUGUGGUCUUUGGGUGUCAUCAUGUAUAUUCUGCUCUGUGGUUACCCACCUUUCUAUUCCAACCAUGGAUUGGCUAUAUCCCCUGGUAUGAAGAAACGAAUCCGUAUGGGACAAUACGAGUUUCCAAAUCCUGAGUGGUCGGAAGUCUCAGAGGAAGCUAAACAGCUCAUCAGAACAUUACUGAAAACUGAGCCAACACAGAGGAUGACCAUCACUGAGUUCAUGAACCACCCCUGGAUCAAUCAGUCAAUGGAGGUACCGCAGACGCCCUUACACACCAGCCGUGUUCUGAAAGAAGAGAAAGACACAUGGGAGGAUGUCAAGGAGGAAAUGACCAGUGCCUUGGCGACGAUGAGAGUCGACUAUGAGCAAAUUAAAAUCAAGACGAUUGAAGACUCGUCCAAUCCGCUGCUGAUGAAGAGGAGAAAGAAAGCUAAUAAUAUGGCUCCUGAAAAUGAGACGCCUGCUUGCUAAGGACACGUUCACUCUGUCGCACAUGCGCACACACACAUUUUACACUCUUAUAUUAGUUGAAAAGUUUGAUUUAAGGAAGCAAUAACUCCGUUAAAACGAGUUUUUUUUAUAUGUAUUUCUUUUUAAUCACUCUACAUCUGUAACUAAUACACCCCUUUGCUACCAAAAGAGAGGGGCUGUACAAUUAUGAAACAAGACUAUACAAAUUAGAGUUGUGAAGCAGCCGACAUCCACUUAUUUGCUCCUUACAGUGUUCAUGAGUUCUGUUUUUCACAUGGUGUUUAGUGGGGUAAUCAGAAUGCUAAUUUAGUUACCUUUCUUUUGCAUUUUAUUUUUCCUUUUUCUGUUUGUUUUAUUUUUUUUUUUUAAAUCAAAAGCGAUUGGUACAUGAGUUCAUGAGUUAUACACAGAUUUACCACUGUUUGUUUUAAUGAUGUUCCAUUCGGAGUUAUAGGACCUCUUGUAAAAUAAGUUGCCCUGUAAUAGCACGAUUAAUCAGUUUCCUUUGUGCUGCUCAUGUUCUGAGGAGCUUAUGCAUAAGCGCUAGCUUUCCUGUUUGUUCUUCAUUAUGUUUGUUAUUCAUUUCUGCUCUCGAAUGCUCUUUUACAGUAAGACUAGUUCCAAGAGACACUAUCAGUGUCCAGAUGAAAAUGUAUUUCUGAAAUGACUCUUUGAAUGUAAACGCACUCUGUUCUUUACUGUGAAAUUGUCUGUCAGUAUUGUUCAGGGUCCUCUCUAGUAAAAUACAAUAUCUUCUUUUGAGCUUUAGAUCCAAUUAGCCUUAUGUUGGUUAUCAGAUUGAGAGGAAAAAUAUCACAUUGCUCCACUUUCACAUUGAUCAAGCUGACCAUGGAAAGCCAGUCUGGCACAUUUUUUCUGCCUUUGCUUAAUUCAUGCUUGGAAAUACGUUAAGUGCACACUGCUUUGAUUUGCCUUGAAUCAGUCCUAUGCAUAUUUGUUACCAGAGAUUUGUAAAGAAUGUUAACCUAUAUUCUGGCAUUUAAUUUCACAAAUACCUACUAAAAUAAUCAGCAGACAUAUGUAGUCUACUGUUUUUUCACCCACCACCCUGAACAGCAAAGCCCGUUUGUAUUUUUUUAAGUGUAUAAUGAAUGAAUUAUGAAACGGGAUCUUUGUGAGAGUGAUCAGGAUGGUUGUUCUUUUGGCUGUAGAAUGAACAUAUGUGAUAACCGUCAACCGUGCUCUUCGUUAUGCCAGUGUGUUUUUGUUUGUGUUUUGUGUGCUUUCCAAGCCUACCAUGCAGUAAGUAUUUGAAUGUGAGCAGCUUUAGGUACCAGAUGUUUUAUAAAGGAACAAAGAAAUGCCCCCUGUGACUUAAGGCCUCAUGUUCUGGAAAUGUUUAAGGGAAUCUUGCACAUACACACAGAUUGAUUUUAGAUGCAAUGAUUGAUGUAAUUUGAAAGGUUGUGGCUUGUUUUAUUUUUCCUAUUUAGUCUUUUUUUUUUUUUUUUAAAGAAAAAAACAACAACUGUAUACUUAAUAUUUGUCAUGUGAUUGAUCCUCUUUUUUUAAAGGACAUGAUUUACUGCUCACAAUGUUGAAUAUGCAGAGUAUACUCUCAAACAGCAGAUAUCUCUCAACCGAUUUCAGCGCCCCUCUUGAAGAUAGUGCAUCUUUUUAUUCAGUCUGGAAACUUGAUUCCCUCAUGCAUUAAUUUUUCAAAGCAAAGACUACAGUAUCAUAGGUUGGAAAAACAGACUAGAAUUUUAUACUAACAGGGAAAUGCAGAUAUUUGUCUUGUUUCUAGUAUCUGACUGCUGUACGUAUGUCUUGGUGUGCUUCAACUUUGGAUUAAAACACCAAAAAACUCA